AUGCCUGGCCUGGAAGUCGUGAACACGUCUCUCGCCUCACCAGGACACCUGGACCCGCCCCAGUUGAGGGCCCACAAGUCUCUACGACGAAGGCCAAAUGUCCUCUGGAGCCCUCCAGCCAUCGAGGCAACGCCUCAACCUCAGCAUGGCCGCCCUUCAAAUGCCACCCCGUUGGCAGCCGCUCUUGUCCGUCCUAUAACGCCGCCUGGAGUUGCUCAGAGCGAAGACCUCAUGAGCAGCGGAACAAGCACGCCAAAAGCUACUUCAUCCUACUCCGUGAACGGGGCGGUGACCUCCAAGCCGUCCCAUCCACCCACGCCUGAAACUACUCCCCCGCGUACCGCUCCUUCAGCCCCGCGUCCGGGACUGUCGCACUUUGGACUGUCCUCUUCCUCCUCAUCGCACGCCGAGUCGUUUCGGACAGCUUAUGAAAUGAUCUCGGACGCGGAGACGGAAACUCCUCGCCAGUCGACGCAGUCGUUGUUGCCUACCAGACAGAAAUCGUUGAGGAGGGACGAGCCGGCGGACUAUGAUGACCGAGGGAGUGGAGAGUCGACACCGGUUCCUGGUCCUCGUACUCAGCGCCUCCAACCGUCCGCGAUGGAGACUCCUGCGCAACGAAAGAUGGAUAAUGGUGCGGAAUCCAAGGUGUCGCCGCCGCGCAGGAAGAAGUCUACGAGGAAUGGAGUUCCUAGGAUCCGUAAUGCGGACGCAGAACAGGGCUACGAUAUGAAUGGUCGAGAGACACAAAACACCAAAGCUCUUCCAGCACGCUCAAAUUUACGGGAGUCUGUCAGGGAUGCGCAGGAACCAGUUGGUGGCUUAUCCAUUGAGCAGUUUCGCGAAGAGAUUGGCUGGCCACGUGCGGAGGACCAGCCUCACUCUGCCGAGCACGAUGACGCUCGCCGGCUGUCAGACGUUUCCAUGUCCUCGUCCACUGUCGAGGUGAUGAUCAUCGACGCACCAAGGUCCACCCGAAGAUCCCUGCGCCAUACCGAUAAGAGGGGCUCGCUGCGUUCGGCUAGUUCGCCUUUUCCCAGCCCAGAACAUGCAUCAACCGCUUCCAGCGCGGACUCGCAACAUCGCCUGGUACACAAAGCUGGUCGAAUCACCGAGAGUGACCGCAAGAGCAUCGCGUCGGAAAUCUCGUUCUCUGGGGCCUCCAGUGUGAACACCCAGCAACAAACCGUGGACGUGGUGCCAGUGGUUGUGAUCCCGGAACGACGCUCUUCCCUUAAGUCGUCCACUUCAACCAGCAGGAAUACCUCGCAAAGCCGCUCGCGCCACUCGAGUCGGCAGGGCCCGUCCGCAUCGGGUAGUCGGCCUGGCUCUCGCGAGCCUCCUCGUCAGAAGCGCACAUCCGACACGACUGCGAGCAGCACGAGGCGGGCGGAAUCUCGUGGUCGCCACUCUGGCCGACCGAGUAUCCCGGCUCGCAGCUCCUCGCUCUCUGCACCAACCAGUCGUAAUAAUUCCCGGACUACAUCUCUGACAUCGGAGAGUCUGCGGGAUCAUGCAAUGUUUACGGAACAGGGGACUCAUGAUCGCGUUGCUGAGCCGCCACGUCCAGCCAAAGCAGAGACCGUCGCUCGAGAGCCACACGAUGCUGCGGAAGCAUCCAAGACGCAGUCCAUUAUCAUUGGAGUGGAAGACAUGUCGCAUCUGCGCCCACCAUCGAUGCCGUACACACAAAUCUCGAUCCCCUCAUCUUCUCCUGGCUUGAUCGAAGUCAGCGAGGCGAGGACUGUUGUAUUCUUCCCGCACAACAAUGAAUCAUUGCUCCUGGUCGAUCCGCAGGCCCCGUCUGCACAGCGAGGGCAACCCGACUACCCUGAACUGUACCAACACAGGAUGGAAGAAUCGCCCACUCAACGCUACGAGAUGACAUCCCCGCUCAAAAACCCCCGCCAGCCACCACAACCGCCCAUCUGCCAGGUCGUGCCACCGACACCCGUGCAAGACGUCGACAGUCAGCCGGGCGGGGCAGGUUACACCAACGAACCAAGUAAACGCCGGGGCCGUCGGUUUGGCCCGGGCCGCCGUCCGUGGCUGAACCGCAAGGCCGGCAAGGACAUCGAUGGGCGACAGCAGCCCUUUUGGCGACCUCGUCGGUUCUGGGAGGACUCGGAACCAGAAGAAUCGCCUCGCGUGGCUCCGCGUUCGCCAGCUCCAGACCCCGAGGCGUCGGACCUAGUGAUCAAGAACUCGUUGGGCAUGCCGCAGCAGCGCGUUGUGUUUGAGGGCCCUGCGCUUCGCAGCCCAGGUGCCAGGCGGCGGCCCGAACAAGCCAGUCGACACCUCGCCAACCGCAGCACGCUCGUAGGAAGCCAAGUCUUCAGCCCCGAGGCAUUCUGCUCGCAGACAUCGCUCCACCACCAGCGAUUCCGGUCUUUGUCAUGGUGGCGGCUGCGCUUGCGAACGAAUAAGAUCCGUAACAUCCGCAAACGAGUGCGACGCACGUGGCAGCGACACGCCGAACACCGUCGGGAAGCCAAACGCGAGAAACUCAAGCAGAGUAUCAGCGGGGCGGUCCUGAUGGAGUCGAGCACGCAGCUGAGAAUACCAGAAUGA
Messenger RNA from Aspergillus welwitschiae, 2571 nucleotides. RefSeq lists its product as uncharacterized. The transcript has 2 exons. Lineage: Eukaryota; Fungi; Ascomycota; Eurotiomycetes; Eurotiales; Aspergillaceae. The record is from RefSeq and is a predicted model, not a curated record. The coding region runs from base 1 to 2571 and encodes 856 amino acids.